AUGGAAUACCCUGUUUUCUUCGAGUGCCAGACUCUGGACACAUCACAGAAAGAGAAGAUAAAAAAGUACUUUGAAAUUCGCCGUAAAUCCGGUGGCGGAGAUUGUGGACCAGUAGAAUCAGUUGGUGAUAACGUUUACAAGAUCGCGUUUAUUGACCAGAAAGGUAUGAAAAUGUUUCGUCGAAGUGAUCGGAUAUUGAGUGCCUUUUUUACCAUAUAGCCUACUCGAAAUUUGGUUUACAGUGAAAGCCGGUUCACAAUUUCAUUUCAUAAUUGUUUUAUUUAUUCUAUGUCCUAUUUGAUUAAUAUGUAUUCUUUGAAUAGGCCUACACUUGGAUAAAACAAUAAUAUUCAAGCUUUCUAUGAGGAUAUGUUAAAUCAUUAUGUUAUGCAACAAAUAUAUAUGGUGUAGUCUUAAGUUUCACUUUCACAUAGACAGGAUGCAGACAGACAUGUAUAAAUAGGCAUUUCCUUAGGCAUUUCAUUAGGCUAUAUUGAUUAAUUCAGCAGUACUUUAUCAAUCAAAGACGUUUUAAUAACUUUUAAGAUUAAUUAAGAACGUUAUAGAUGUACAUACAGUAUAUGACUUUAUAGAUCAUAUCACAACUCCUCUAGUUUAUGCCGUAGGCGCCUGACUUUGUAGGUGCAAAUUGUUUUAGAAUUUUAAAAACCAUUUAUUGCAAUUCUAUUCACAGGGGGAAUCCAUAUUAAUGAACAGAACACACAACUAUUUUUCUUAGGUUUUGCCACAAUAUAUGAUAUUCAAAAUGUGUUUUAAUGACUAGAUCACCAUUCUACUCCCUUCCCUGAAAACCCCACCCAUAGUGGUUAAAUGUCAGGUCUGAAACCCUACCAACUCUGUAACACACAAAUAUCCUGCUUCUCUCCUGACAAUCCCACACACAGUGAUCGAUUGACAGGCCAAACUGCUAUGAAUAUGGCCAGAAUAACCCAUGACAAUUAGUAAAUUAAAUCGACAUACACACACAUAACAGUUUGGACUGUCAAUCGAUUAGCCAUAGUGACUUCCGACUAAUUAUGAUUGAUUAAGAUAUUUGACAACAAAUGGUGAAAAAACAGAAAUAUCAUCAAAAGUAUUAGGAAUAACAAAAGUGUCUUAGCAAGCACUUUACUUGACCGUUAUGCUUUUCCUCCAACAUUUACUUUUUUACGGCACAAUUGUUUGAAGCACUGUCACAGUUUCCCCAUGAAUUUUAAUUACGUGGCUCAGCAGCACAGUACAGUACCUUUGGAAAGUAUUCAGACCCCUUGACCUUUUCCACAUUUUGUUACGUUACAGCCUUAUUCUAAUAUGGAUUAAAUACAUAAAACAUCCUCAGCAAUCUACACACAAUACCCCAUCAUGACAAAGCAAAAAAAGGUUUUUAGAAAUGUUUGCACAAUUAUUAAAAAUAACUUUACAUAAGUAUUCAGAACCUUUGCUAUGAGACUCGAAAUUGAGCUCAGGUGCAUCCUGUUUCCAUUGAUCCUCCUUGAGAUGUUUCUACAACUUGAUUGGAGUCCACCUGUGGUAAAUUAAAUUGAUUGGACAUGAUUUGGAAAGGCACACACCUGUCUAUAUAAGGUCCUACAGUUGACAGUGCAUGUCAGAGCAAAAAACAAGCCAUGAGGUCAAAGGAAUUGUUAAUAGAGCUCAGUGUCUAGGCACAGAUCUGGGGAAGGGUACCAAAAAAUUUCUGCAGCAUUGAAGGUCACCAAGAACCACCAAGACUCUUCCUAGAGCUCGCUGCCCGGCCAAACUGAGCAAUCGGGGGAGAAGGGCCUUGGUCAGGUAGGUGACCAAGAACCUGAUGGUCACUCUGACAGAGCUCUAGAGUUCCUCUUUGGGGUAUGGGAGAACAUUCCAGAUGGAUAACCAUCUCUGCAGCACUCCACCAAUCAGGCCUUUAUUGUAGAGUGGCCAGACGGAAGCCACUCCUCGGUAAAAGGCACAUGACAGCCCGCUUGGAGUUUGCCAAAAGGCACCAAAAGGACUCUCAGACCAUGAGAAACCAGAUUCUCUGGUCUGAAGAAACCAAGAUUGAACUCUUUGGCCUGAACGCCAAGCAUCACUUCUGGAGGAAACCUGGCACCAUUCCUACAGUGAAGCAUGGUGGUGGCAGCAUCAUGCUGUGGGGAUGUUUUUCAGCGGCAGGGAGUGGGAUACACUCAGGAUCGAGUGAAAGAUGAACAGAGCAAAGUACAGAGAGAUCCUUGAUGGAAACCUGCUCCAGAGCACUCAGGACCUCAGACUGGGGCGAAGGUUCACCUUCCAACAGGACAAUGACCCUAAGCACACAGCCAAGACAACACAGGAGUGGCUUCGGGACAAGUCUCUGAAUGGCCAGCCACAGCCCGGACUUGAACAUGAUCGAACAUCUCUGGAGAGACCUGUUUUUGCUUUGUCAUUAUGGUGUAUUGUAUGUAGAUUGAUGAGGGGGAAAAAAACAAUUUAAUCAAUUUUAGAAUAAGGCUGUAACGUAACAAAUUGUGGAAAAAGUCAAGGGGUCUGAAUACUUUCCGAAGGCACUGUAUUAUUAAGCCUAGUGAUUAUUUCUUAUUAUCUACUUGAUAGCUAAUCAUAGAGCUCAACAGCUUGUAGUCCCAAAACCCGGAAAUGAGUUACCUCUGGUUCUUUCAACCAUUCCUAUGGGGAAAAUAAAUUGAGAAAGAAUAGGGUUUUGGUAUGAAUGCUGAAAAUAAGGUCUGAGGUUAACACAGGCUUAAGAGGCCUUAUACGUUUUGUUCUAUAGUAUGAGAUAAUAUCAGUCAGUUAACAUGACCAUUUUGAAUUAUGAACUCUUUAGUGUGCUUUAUGAGCUUUUUUUGAUUACAUAAAUGCUUCAAGAUUCACAAAAACUCAAUUAAUUUCCCCAUAGGCUUUGUCCAACGAACUAUGGUGGAUUUAGUGCCUACCUGCAGUUUUCUGCAAAGGUGCAACCUUUGGUAGGCUGAUGGAAGGCUACUCAGACUUAUUGGGAGAAUCUCAAUUGCAUACUCCUCGCGUCCUCUCUCCCCACCUAAUUUAAAAAAACUCAUAAGACAUAAAAUAACAAUACAAAUGUAACAACAAAAUAGAUAAAACAAAUAUUUUGCAGGUGCCUUUUCAUUUUAAACACCAGCGGUGCAACCAAUGAUAUUGGAAGAUAUAGAAAUGAAUUUAGUAUUGUCUACAUUCGUUUUUGACACUUUUAUUCUAUUAUAUAAAUAAAUAAUGCAUACUUUUAAAUUAUAUUAUGUGAGCUAAAAAGAAAAAAAAGAAGAAGAAGUAUAUAAAAACAGUUUCCUUAAAGUAUAUUUUUAGAGAGUACUAAUGUUCCUGUCCCCACUACAACAACAACAAUACUUAAAUACAUGUAAUUUUGUCCUUGAAACAUUUAAUUGAAAUACUGUAGAAUUCCAUGUAUUCCUAUGGAGGACUGCUCGUACUGGGGAAUGCCAAUAUGGCCGACUGGUGGCUUCAAAGCCUCUCAAUGGCCAACACAUAGGAUCAGUAAUCCAGGGGUUAUAUACAUCAUUGUGUGCAACUAGUACAGAAAGCACUGAACCAAAACAGUGGUGUGGGAGCAAAGCAAAACUUUCCAGUGGGUAAAACUAUUCACCUUGAGGAGACGUGGGGAGGGGGUGCAAAAUGCAAUCUGUUAAUUAUUAUAUAAUAUAUAAAAUGGACAUAUAUAUUUUAAUACAGACUAGCUCAAAACAUGACUAAUAAUUGAAAACGACAAAUUACCCAAUGGAUCAUAAUACUUUUCUGUUAAGAAAGUGGGGGUGCAGAAACAUAUGUUUGCAACCUAUUUUGAAAGUGGGGAAGCAGCUGCUACGUUUGCUCCAUUGCUCAGGCGUCUAUGGCCUAUGCCUCUAACUCUUCAAGUUCUGGACUAAAUGCAAAAUGAUUCAUAAAUACAGUAAAACGUAUAAUUAUUGUUAUUAUUGUUGUUAUUGUUGUUAUUAUUACUACUACUACUACUACUACUACUACUACUACAUUACAACUACAAAAACAACAACAACUUAUUAUGACUCUGUAAUUAUUCCAGUACAGGAGAGGGUACUUCAGAAACCUAAUCAUGAGUUGGAGAUGCCUGGAGGACCUCUCUCCCUCACUCUGAGAGGCAGCCUGGAGCCUCCACCCACAACAACCUCUCCAGUCAGCAGUCAGGAGGUGAGGCCAGACUAA
Coregonus sp. 'balchen' is the source of this 4176-nucleotide messenger RNA. The record is from the annotation of a GenBank genome assembly. Lineage: Eukaryota; Metazoa; Chordata; Actinopteri; Salmoniformes; Salmonidae.